AUGUCUUUUCGAACUCUCUCCCCUGAGGUUUUGAUGGCUGGGGGUACGAGAAUCAUGCAAGCGGGGUUGGAAGGCGGUAAGAUUGUCAUAGUUUAUGGCAAACCUGCCCUUGAAAAGUCCGCAAACUUGACAGUUCAGGUAGCAAGCUGGAGUGCUCAAAACCCAAUUCUCGCUGCCUGCGCAGUUGUCGGCACCACCGGAACGAUUAUUCUGGCGGCUCCUGGCCUGGCAACAGGCCCAGUACUGUCGAGUUUAGGCUUUACGAUGAACGGUACACAAGCAGGUUCUGCAGCCGCAACCGCCCAUAGUUGGAUCGGAAACAUUGUAGCGGGGAGCGCGAUGGCGAUAGGACAGAGUGCUGGCGCAGGAGGAAACGGCUUGGUCAUCGUUAACGGAGUUGCACAGUUAGGAGGUGCUGCGAUGACUUUUGGAAGUGCUGGCCUAGCAUGGGUCAAGGCUCAAUUGUGA
Penicillium diatomitis is the source of this 468-nucleotide messenger RNA. RefSeq lists its product as uncharacterized. NCBI's taxonomy places the organism in Eukaryota, Fungi, Ascomycota, Eurotiomycetes, Eurotiales, Aspergillaceae. The transcript is spliced from 3 exons. Gene Ontology annotation, cellular component: membrane. The coding region runs from base 1 to 468 and encodes 155 amino acids. The record is from RefSeq and is a predicted model, not a curated record.